AUGGCUCGGGUUGUGAAAGUGUUUGUAACUCUGCGGAAUCAUUGGAAGAAGUCCACAGUCGCUGCGUGUGCCCUAUCAUACGGUGGACACUGGCUGUAUGGUAAACACUGUGAUAAUCUGCUGCGAAGAGAUGCUUGUCUGGCGGCCAGGGAAUUUGGACAUCAGCAGAUAUCACCCCAGGAGCAGCUGAAGAAAGCCACAGUCAUCCUAAACCCAGCAGCUUGUAGUGGGAAAGCCAACAACUUAUUUGAGAAGAAUGCUGUGCCUAUAUUACACCUGGCUGGUAUGGAAGUAACACUAGUAAAGACAGACUAUGAGGGCCAAGCAAAGAAAUUGAUAGAGCUGAUGGAGCAAACAGACAUGCUGAUUGUGGCUGGAGGGGAUGGCACUCUGCAGGAGGUUAUCACUGGCUUGCUGCGGAGGGCUGAUCACGAGUCGUUCAGUAAAACCCCCAUAGGAUUUAUCCCACUGGGCUCCCACAAUUCCCUGAGUGAGAGGCUGCACAUCCUCAGUGACAAUCAGGUGAAACACAUCACAUCAGCGACAUUGUCUAUCCUGCAUGGAGAAACGGUACCUCUGGAUGUGCUGCAAAUCAAGGGAGAGAAAGAACAGCUAGUGUUUGCCCUGAUUGGUCUACGGUGGGGGUUCUUCAGAGAUGUGGCUUCCACCAUCAAAAAAUAUUGGUACCUUGGCCCGAUGAAGAUAAAAGCAGCUCAUUGGUUCAGUACAUUACGGGAAUGGCCCCAGGUUCACGAGGCCUCUGUGUCCUACAUAGCCCCGACCCUUCGCCCUCCUGACCUGCCGGAACAAAAGCCCCAGCGCCCCAACCGAAUGUACCGCAUUGCCCGCAGACUGAAAAAUGACUGGUACCCACCUAUUCCAGCGUCUCCCAAAGUGGAGGAGCCAGAGAGGUGGGAUGAGAGAACGCUGUCUACUUUGGAGCUGUCAAUACAAACUCAGAACAAAAACCCUGUCCAGACGCGUAUUGAUGACUCCCUGCUUGUGUGUGUGGAGCCGGACUCCUUCACUGUGGGAGAUUUUAUCACUGUUGGAGAGAAAAAAGUGGAGGACUCAACUGCAUUCACAAGACAAUCACUGAAGCUGGAGGCUAGUGCAUGUCGACUCAAUCUGCCCAAGGAAGGUGCUGGCUUCUACAACAUCGACAACGAGGAGUAUGAGGCUAUGUCGGUGGAGGUGAGGCUGUUGCGACGGAAACUGCGCUUCUUCUGCAGCGCUGAACGCAGAGCGCAGCUCCUGCUGCAGUGA
Molecule: messenger RNA, 1266 nt
Organism: Salvelinus sp. IW2-2015
Lineage: Eukaryota; Metazoa; Chordata; Actinopteri; Salmoniformes; Salmonidae
Gene: agk
Product: acylglycerol kinase
Biological process (GO): sphingosine biosynthetic process; ceramide biosynthetic process; phosphorylation
Cellular component (GO): cytoplasm; mitochondrion; membrane
Molecular function (GO): ATP-dependent diacylglycerol kinase activity; ceramide kinase activity; acylglycerol kinase activity
Source: RefSeq, a predicted model, not a curated record